AUGGAUUCUCACACCACCACCACAUCCGACGCGCCGCCCAGUGAAUCAACACCUCUGCUGCCGACCGAGACUCGUCCCAAGGCAGCGCGAACCGUUACAUUUAGCGAUAACCCCGUCACGCGAACCAUCGAGCCCAGCCGACUACAAUUGCAACCGCGAAGCCCUCACCAUCAUGGCUCCGGAUCAAGCAGCGCCGCUGGCGGCCCUCCCAUGCUCACAGCCCUCAACAACAAGCUCCGCAGACGCAACAGCCAGGGAUCUGUGCCCGCGGUAGCUCAUCUGGCCCUCGGGCCCAAGAUUGGUCCCCAGCGAAGCACCAAGAAGACGGAGAAGCUCAAGCUACUCCCCGCCCCGGACCUGGACGAGGAGGCCGACGAAGAAAGCGGAAGAGAUGUCUAUUCUCAGUACACGAGGAUUAAAGAUCCUGCCGCGCGAAGGGAUGCGGCAAAGCUGGGUAAGGCAGACAGAGACCGGCUCCCCCGUGUAACAGCGUACUGUACCGCGAACCGUUACGAGAUGGACGCCCUGAUGAGGUUCCUCAAGGGGAGGGGCAAGACCAGGGGCGCAAGCCCCAAACUCAUCGACGAAUGCAUAUACACGCCGUACAACUACGGUGCCAAGAGCGCUCGCAGCCGCGAUCCGGUUCAGAACUAUGAGCGACGACACUCUACUGGCGGCGACGCCAUGGAUGAGAGGCCCCAGAGGAGCGACUUGAUGAAUCUUCAGCAAGAAGGAGUUGAACCAGAGACUCGAGACCACUCCUCAGGUCACAACGGCCAUACCAAUGGGAACGGUUCCCAUAUUGGCAACGAAGAGCUUUUGGGUUCCGCCGUGGAUGACCGUGACCCCAUCGAGAACAGUCCGGACUUCGACACACAUAUACACACACCCGAGGUGUUCCUUUUUGACUACGGAGUUGUUGUCAUCUGGGGAAUGACCGAGGCCCACGAGGCCAGGUUCCUGAAGGAGAUAUCCAAAUUUGAGACGGAGAAGCUCGCGGCCGACGAUGUUGAGACGGAAAAGUUCAACUUUUACUACACAAAGGACUACCAGGCCCGCAUAUACAACGAUUUUAUCACCCUGCGCGACAAGAACAACUACAUGACCAAGCUAGCCAUCUCGCAUGCGGUGGCGCAGAGCGUCAAGACUUCACUCUACGAGGAAUUGAUAGCGUCAACCGUCGAAACGUGCAAAGACAUUCCCACCCAAAUAGCGACGACGGGAAAGAUUGCGCUCCGGCGAUCGCAGAUCAACAUGCAGAUCGGCGAGCUCUUUAUCCUCCGCAUCAGCAUCCACCUCAACGGCUCCGUCCUCGACACUCCUGAGCUGUUCUGGGUAGAACCGCAGCUCGAGCCCGUGUACCAGGCUGUGAGGAGUUACUUAGAGAUGGACCAGCGUGUUGGUCUUCUCACAGAACGUCUCGACGUCAUUGCCGAUUUGUUAGCUGUGCUAAAGGGAGAGCUUAGCCACGGCCAUGAUGAGAAGUUGGAGUGGAUUGUGAUUAUUCUCAUUGCAGCCGAAAUCCUCGUCGCCGCGAUAAAUAUCGUCGUCGACUUGUACAUUGGUGACUAG
Fusarium vanettenii 77-13-4 is the source of this 1572-nucleotide messenger RNA. RefSeq lists its product as uncharacterized. Bases 1 to 1572 code for a protein of 523 amino acids. The record is from RefSeq and is a predicted model, not a curated record. The transcript is spliced from 3 exons. NCBI's taxonomy places the organism in Eukaryota, Fungi, Ascomycota, Sordariomycetes, Hypocreales, Nectriaceae.